UCAGGUAGGGAAGAAGAAGAAGACAAAGCAGCAUGGCGACUUACAUCGGCCGUAUGAGGUGCCUCUUCUCCUUGGAACGAGCUGUUUUCUUGUCACGGGGGAACAUCUUCAGCGUGGAAACAAAACGAUACGUGCGUGGAUUAAGAAGGAAGCCGGUUAGGGUGAUAUUUCCAGAAAAUGAAAAACAUAAAGGAGACGUAAAACAGGCAAUUUCGGCGGAGAAGAAAGAGGCAAAAGUCCCAUUGAGGGCAGAGCAGCAUCCCGGAGACAGAGGUGAUUUGAAGACCAGAAAUAGCCAAAUAUCAGCAAAAGUUAAAAGUAAUGAAACUGAUGAAGUCCCCUUUGAGAGGGCUUUGCCUGGAGAUAAGAGACUGGCGAAAUUGGUGAGUGUGGCCCGUUCCAGAACAUUCCGGGAGCAGCAAGGCAAAGUCCUCCUGGAGGGUCGUCGCCUGAUCUGUGACGCUUUGAACGCAGGCGCUGUCCCUCAGACCAUCUUCUUCAGCACCCUCGAGCGCUUACGUGAGCUUCCUUUGGACAAGCUGAGGAGGGCAGCGCUUGUCAAAGUCAAGUUUGAAGACAUCAAGCUCUGGUCUGACCUUGUGGCCCCGCAAGGAGUCAUAGGUAUAUUUUCUCGUCCUGACGCGUCUCGACUAAGAUUUGAGGCCAGCAAACACUCUGUGCCUCUCUCACUCAUAUGCAACAACAUCAGAGACCCUGGAAACUUGGGCACCAUGCUGAGAUGUGCCGCUGCUGCUGGCUGCCACCAAGUGCUGCUCACUAAAGGCUGCGUUGACAUCUGGGAGCCCAAAGUUCUGCGAGCGGCGAUGGGCGCCCACUUCCACCUUCCCAUUCAUCCCAGUUUGACCUGGGAAGAAGUGGAAGAUCACCUCCCUGAGCACGUGGGUGUCUAUGUAGCUGACACUCAGAAAAACCUGGAAGUUAACUCCUCCCACAAACCCAGUGAUUUUGGCUGGAUCAGCACGACACACGCUCACCGGGAUUCCCACUUUGAAGAGUCCGACAGUGACGAGGAGGAACUCUCCCUGCCCAAAGUUGAUGCUGCAGCGUACCACAAGGACUGGGCACGGAGUCCAGUUGCCUUAGUAGUUGGCGGAGAGACGUACGGGAUUAGCGUAGAGGCGCUUCAACUGGCAGAAAAGAAGGCAGGAUGUAGACUUUUUGUUCCCAUGGUUCCCCACGUGGACAGCCUGAACUCUGCCAUGGCGGCCAGCAUCCUGUUGUUUGAGGGUAGAAAGCAAUUGUUGAACUCCACGCAAAACUCCGGAAAGAAGCGGAGAACCAACGCCGGACAACGCGUUUCAUAAUGUUUGGUAUUGUCAUAUGAACUGAACUUCAAAAUUAAAUGUUAUAAUUCAA
This is a messenger RNA of Syngnathus acus (greater pipefish), 1377 nucleotides long. RefSeq names its product mitochondrial rRNA methyltransferase 3a (gene mrm3a). Gene Ontology annotation, biological process: RNA processing. The coding region runs from base 33 to 1325 and encodes 430 amino acids. The record is from RefSeq and is a predicted model, not a curated record. The transcript is spliced from 4 exons. Gene Ontology annotation, molecular function: RNA methyltransferase activity; RNA binding. Lineage: Eukaryota; Metazoa; Chordata; Actinopteri; Syngnathiformes; Syngnathidae.